Acanthisitta chloris (rifleman) is the source of this 2100-nucleotide messenger RNA. It is a transcript of the gene MAMDC4, whose product is annotated as MAM domain containing 4. The annotation marks the transcript as partial. The transcript has 15 exons. NCBI's taxonomy places the organism in Eukaryota, Metazoa, Chordata, Aves, Passeriformes, Acanthisittidae. The record is from RefSeq and is a predicted model, not a curated record. Gene Ontology annotation, cellular component: membrane. Gene Ontology annotation, molecular function: protein binding.
CCAGGACUGUCCUCCCUGUCAGGUCUGUGGUCACCAAUAGCUGCAGCAGCGUGGCCAAGCAGCUCUGUGACUUUGUCUGUGACUGCAGCGACUGCUCGGACGAGAACCAGUGUGGGUAUCUGCAGGGCUCAGCAGUGCUGGGCACCCCCUUCACCUGUGACUUCGAGGACAGCGACUGUGGCUGGCAGGACACGAGCACCUCGACGUACAGAUGGGUGCGAGGCCAGGCCAGUCUGGCCACCUGGGGCACAGCGCCCCGUUCAGACCACACAGUGGGCACCGACCUGGGCUGGUUCAUGGUGACCGUGUACCCCCCGGCAAAGCCCACAGCCACGGCCUGGCUAAGGUCACCGGAGAUGCGGGAAGCAGCCGCAACGUGUGAGAUCAGAGCCUGGUACCACCUCUCAGGGAGCAGGCCCAACCAGAUGGAGCGGGCGGUACUGCGCCUGGCUGUGGUGCACAGGGACGAGGUGGUGGGGCUGUGGCAGAGCCCCAAGUGUGGUGGAGAGGGCUGGCACCAGCUGGUCGCUUACCCGGGCCGGAUUGCAGAGCAGUUCCAGGUGAGCUUCUCACUGACACAACCGCCUGGCUGUGGGGCAGAGGUGGCACUUGAUGACAUCAUCUUCAGGAACUGUGGCUUGCCAGAGCCCAGACAGCAGGUCUGUGGGCCCCAGGAGAGCCGCUGUGGCCGUGGCUCCUGCCUGGCACUGCACCGCUUCUGCGACGGCACCGACGACUGCGGGGACGGCUCCGACGAGGCUGCGGCACAGUGCAGGUCCUUCACUUCCUGCUCCUUUGAACAUGGUCUCUGUGGCUGGGAGGCAGAGCCUGGGCCACCAGCAUGGGGCAGGAACACAAGCCUGAGCCUGGGCACUGCUUAUGGGAUCCCCACCCGUGACCACAGCAGCAACAGCAGGGCUGGCUUUUUCCUCCAUGUGGGCAGUGCCCCCACCGUGGGGGCUGGCAGCACGGCAUGGCUCAGCAGUCCCACUUUCCAGGCCACCAACUCCUGCUCUCUUGUGCUGUACUGCCACCUGCAUGGCUCAGCCACCAGCAGCCUCAGCAUCUCCUAUGUGGUCAACUCCACCAAGCACCUAGUGAGGGAGAGGACAGGGGACCUGGGCAGCUGCUGGAUCCGUGAGAGAGUGGACUUCAAUGUGACGGGACCCUUCAAGGUGCUGAUCGAGGGGGUGGCUGGCAGCAGGGGAACUGUGGCCAUCGAUGACCUGAUCCUGUCGCAGGGCUGUGUGAAGGAGCAGGGGAAGUCCCCGGUCACGCUGCCAAGCCGGCCAAGUGCCAGCCCCUGUGCAGCAGAGGACGUGGCCUGUGACAGUGGGGGCUGCAUCACCGCAGAGCUGGCUUGUGACUUCGCUGACACAUGUGCCGAUGGCUCCGACGAGAAGCGCUGUGGAGCAACAACCUUCGAGUCGGGAGCUGGGGGCUGGCAGGACUUCAGCUUGGGGCAGCUGCGCUGGGGGCUGCAGAGGGCCAUUGAGCCUGACACCUUUCUUACAGGUGCAGGGGCUUUCCUGGCCCUCCAGGCAGGAGAAGGACAGAUGGUAAGUGCUGCAAAGGCACGAACACCUCUGCUGGGCCCCUCCGGCCCUGCCUGCACCAUGGAGAUGAGUUACCACAUCCAGAGCAGCCCCCAAGGCUUCCUCGCUGUUGGCAUCACGGAUCCCAACACAGGCACCACCCAGCUGGCCUGGCACAUGCAGGGUCAUGGGGGCACAGCUGGGGGACGUGCGAGUGUCCCCCUGGGAGAGAGGAGCCGACCCUUCCAGGUGUGCUGGGGGUACAGGGACCAGCCUGAGGGGCUGCAGGUGGGUCAGUGCUGCUGCUGCCAGGUACUCCAGGCUCAUGGUCACCACCUCCAGGUUGAGCUGCUGGCACUGGUGGAUCUGCAGGACUCAGAGAGCAUUGGCAUUGACAAUGUGACAUUCGAGCAGUGCCACAUUGAUGUGGUGUCACCUGCAGCUGCAGAGCUGUCCUGCAACUUCGAGAGGGGCAUGUGUGGCUGGUACCAGGAUCUGACCAGUGAUUUCAAAUGGGUCCGUGGCAUGGGACAGGGACUGGGCUCUGACCACACGACCGGCUCAG